This is a messenger RNA of Boeremia exigua, 2558 nucleotides long. RefSeq lists its product as uncharacterized. The record is from RefSeq and is a predicted model, not a curated record. NCBI's taxonomy places the organism in Eukaryota, Fungi, Ascomycota, Dothideomycetes, Pleosporales, Didymellaceae. Gene Ontology annotation, molecular function: oxidoreductase activity, acting on paired donors, with incorporation or reduction of molecular oxygen; monooxygenase activity; iron ion binding. The transcript has a single exon. The coding region runs from base 342 to 2333 and encodes 663 amino acids.
GCACGACUAAAAGGUGGGGUCUAAACUUGGACAUGGAAGCGAGCGCGCUAUGGCCCAAAGAGGAGAAGGAUUGAGCUAGAGCUGCGUCGAAUGUCACCGUGCCUUCGAGCCACGAUACUGUCUCCGAGAAGUAGCGUCCUGUUCCCAGCCCUACCAACGGUGUCCACUCCCAUUUGUCCUCGUUUAGUGGUACGCCAGACCACGCUCUAAUUGCGGCUCGGAGCCCGCGUUGCUACAGCCUCAUCUCGUCGAGCGCACCUGAUCCGGGGACAAGUCCGUCAGCAUUGUACGCUCCCAUCUGGCAUCUGUCUCCUGAUUGACGACAUCGCCAACCCGCCAGUAUGGCGCUCAAAGGUCUAUUCGUGGCCGUGAAUGCCUCGAAUGGAAUCAUAAGAGCACUCUUUCUGCCAAUAUGGUACGCCCUGCUACUCAGUCCAUUCACCUUGGCGAUAGCCUACUACUACGGACUCGGCCAGAAACUACAAGAUUCCGUGGGUGAGGACUUCUCUUGGUUUGAUAUCCUGCCACAGUUUACAAUUUUUACUGUCUUUGUGCUUCUUCCUACCCGGCUGUUGUCAGGCUCGGGAAGCGUAGACAAGAGCAAGGAUGGCGGGAAGAGCAGGGUACAAUCGCUGCCAUAUUGGAUCCCGGGGAUUCGACACCUCGGCAGUGUGGUCUCUGGUCAAGAAGAAUGGUUGAAGGAAGUCCGAGAUACAUCUGUGCACGGCAUCAUCUCGUAUCGAGCAGCAGGUGCAAAGCAUGUUGUCAUCCUGACAGCGGCUCUGUUGGAAGAGUUCCAUAAGAAACGCACCAGCUUCGUAGAGCACAGUGCUUCCAGGUGGGCAGUACUCCGCAAUGCGUACGGGAUGCCCAAAGGCUUCGAGAGCGGCUACACGGAGCUGCAACCGAAGAUGAACGAGAUUGUCGACACAGAAAUAUUCCGCUUGAAGGCUAUGGAGAACUUGGUCGCCGCAUCGUGCAUCCUCUCAGACACUCUGCCAGACUUGAUCACCUUCAACUCGUCCAUUGUCGACCAGAUGCAAUGGGAACGAGUCGCCAAUAUCGAGCUGACAGACGGGACUUCAGAAGCGGAGUGUGAUCUCUUCACUCUGAUCAACGACUUCUGCUGCAGUGCUAUAGUUGGACCCAUCACUGGAUCCCACUUUGCCGAGUCAUACCAGCUGCUGGCCUCUGAUCUAGCGGACAUCAACAGGCACUACUACGCACUUUCUCUUGGAAUCCCACGACUGUCGCCAGUCCCAGGUCUUCCCACAGCCGAACUGGCCAAGAAGAGACUUCUCCAGAACUUUAGCGGGCUUCUCACGGAGCUCACGCACCCCCAGGUCCGACGAGUACCAGACGACGAUGAGAGCGUGAGCGAAGAAGAAACGGAUGCUGACACAUCGACCCCUCUUGCGACUCUCAAUGCAUUCUUCACAAAACACGACGUCCCUAUCCCAGCGCGAGCGUCUCUCGUCCUCGACCUGAUCCACAGCAUCGUUGCAGAAGUCGUUCCACUUGUCUUCUGGACAUUGACCAACGUUUACGCUUCUUCGUCCUGGCCGCUUGUUCAGGGCGACGAAGACACCCCUUUUUCAAAAAUCAAAGAGGAGACCAGGUCGUGGGCGCAAGCCAUCCAGCCCCCAUCGAUACAUCCCUUAUUCCCCGCGCCACCAGAGAUCUCAUUCACAUCGUCUGCCCACUUCCGCAGCCCAACGCCCUUCCCACACCUCCACUCCAGCAUCAACGAAGCCCGCCGCCUCUACAGCUCAUCAGCCACUCUAUACACCACCAGCACCCCCCUCGUCCUCGACGAAAAGAGUCUGCGCCCCGGCGAACAGGAGCAGUGGGAGCUCGACGCAGGCUCGUACGUCGACGUCGGCCUCUCACGCACCCUCAUCAACACCUCGCCCGCCGCAUUCCCGUCCCCCGCCACCUUCAAAGCCGACCGCUUCGUGACCGCCGCGCCGGGGCCGUCCAUCGCCGUCCCCACCGACGCCGCACAGCAGUACAAAAACGCCCUGCUGGCCGCCAUCAUCGCGGGCAUCGUCCAGCUGUGGGAGAUCAGCCCGGCGCCCAAGAAGUCGUUCAUGGAGCAGAUGAUCGAGGUGCGCGACGAGGUGCACGCUGGCGCUGCGUCGCUCGAUGGUAAUGGGAAGGCGAAUCGGAGUAAUAGCCGCGUGGCGAAGGAUGGGGAGGAGAAGAAGGCGGGUGUGUGGGUGCUGCCCAGGGCGGUGGAUGCGGUGAGUGUGAAGGUGCCGAAGGGUGAUAUCAGGGUGCGGAUCCGGAGGAGGGAGGACCUGCCGGCUCCGAAGGUGCCGAGGAAGAGAUAGGCGGCGUCGUCUCUGUGAUUGUAUGCCGGAAGAGAAUCUGCGCGGCGAGUGCGUGCUGAUACAUGGUGGGAUUGUACAUGGUCACCUCGCAGCAUAAAUCACCUUGCAUCGUUCUGGCAUUUCUGGAGCUUAUGCAUAUAUUUGCAUUGAAUUGGUCCGAUCUAGCGGUAGAAGAAGUUAUAGAUAGGAAUGAAGUGAAUCAAGUAGUCCCUGAGAAGCGAAGCA